This is a messenger RNA of Pieris brassicae (large cabbage white), 1213 nucleotides long. RefSeq names its product poxin-like. The transcript has 5 exons. NCBI's taxonomy places the organism in Eukaryota, Metazoa, Arthropoda, Insecta, Lepidoptera, Pieridae. Gene Ontology annotation, molecular function: nuclease activity. The record is from RefSeq and is a predicted model, not a curated record. Bases 127 to 846 code for a protein of 239 amino acids.
UGGUUUUAAGUAUAGUUUUGUUUGUUCAUAUCAAGUCAGCUGACGUCUCUGAAUAUUUUAAUUUCUUAUCAGACAUUAUAGAGCUAUUGUGUACGCGAGGUGUGCAUUAUAUAUAAAAGCGACGAAAUGGCUCAGCGUACGGUCUUGAAUGAGCAGUAUAAGGGAUUGGUGGAGCGAAUGUCAGUUCCGGUUGAGCUUCAUGACAGAGAGGGACGUCGCUAUGCUACAUGUGCUUCGUUAGUCCCCAUACAUUGCUGCACGGCGGAACAGAAGGCACAACUCUCGGUGUCAACCCACCACUACUGCGACGUGUUUACGGAACAAAUUUUGGCACAUUUAGCUGAGCUAGCCUACGUCCGGCUGGAUGCGGACACUGCUGAGAAGGUAUUUUUGAAUCGUACCAAGCGUAUACUUCUUGUAUCGAGCGACGGUAAACUGGCCCAAUGGCGAUGUGCUCCGACUUUUGAGUCUGCGAAUAAUUAUAUCGCAGGUGCACCUAUUGUCAAUAAAGAUGGAAGCAUCGUUUCCAUAGUGACCGCCAAGCGCGGGAACCACUAUGCUGUAUCCAAUGCGGAGGGCGAGGGUGGGUACUUCGACACGUCCAGACCGUGGGAGAUCAUCGAUACUGGUGACGCUAAAUUCGUGUACGCGGACAAAGCUUUCUCCACCCGUGAGGAAUUACGGGAAUAUAUUAAUUCCCUUCCCCCCGCGUCACUCUCUACACCCCCACGACCGCUUUUAAUUCACGGUAACAGGCCCCGAGUGGCUCUAGUUGCAGAAAAUGGAAGGCAACUCGUUCAUAUUUAUCUAUCUGGAGUACUAGCUGAUGAUGUUCAGUACUUAUAAAUUCUUACCAAUCUGUAGUAUCAUUUUAAAUUAUAAAGGGUUGAGCUUCUUUAGAAAUUCUUUAUUUUGUUAAUUGUUUACAUCACCAGAAUGUAGACGAAAUGAAAAAUAUACGAUCGCAGUUAUCGUAAAUUUUAUAAUUUGUAUAAGCAAUAUAUUAUAAUAAACAUAUCAUGAUUAAUAGAGAAAUUUGUCACUCAGUUUGUUCGCUUAUAACAUACGUGACAAAGAUUAUCUUACACCUCAAGCUUGACGUAUAAAUGGCUCGUAAUUUAAUAAUUAUGUACACGCGUUAGAAGUUACACUUCUUUGGCGUAACAAGAUAAAAAAAAACAAAAAUUUUAUCUUUCGCCUAUAUAUAUUUUAG